Molecule: messenger RNA, 3618 nt
Organism: Lymnaea stagnalis (great pond snail)
Lineage: Eukaryota; Metazoa; Mollusca; Gastropoda; Lymnaeidae
Source: the annotation of a GenBank genome assembly
ACUCCGCUUCCGCGUUCUCCUGAACUCAGGUAAAUAAAAUAUAACAUUGCCAACUUGGCGUUGCUUUACUCAAUUUAAAUUAAAAAAAUAGCUAAAAUUAAAGUCACAUAUAUAUUUUUAAAACCUUCCCGCUUUUGUAUAGAAUUAUUUAAUGAUUAUAUUUAUUGAUGCCUUAAAAUCAAAUCUCAAAAAAUACGAAUAACUUUCUAUUAAUUUUCACCCCUUCAAAGUCCUAGAUAGAUAAUUUACUCUCCUGGCUCAAUGAGGAAACAGUUGAUACUUCUUCACCUGUAAACUUCCAAUAUGGCGCUUACAAGAGCGAAGCGCUUUAUUGCCAAUUUCGGCCUUUUGUUUACAAUAAGUGCCUUCAUUUGUAUCGUCGUGGCCUUCGCAACGCCACACUGGCUGGAGAGGUUCCCACACAAAAGGAUGACCAAGGUCUUCGUCAGGAUGGGUCUGUGGGAGGCUUGUUUCAACGACUGGACAUUCUACAAGGACUACCUCAGCAAGAAAUAUAACGGAUGCUGGUGGAUUUUUCACUAUGAGUACAGACCUGUGUGGCACUGGCUGAACCCUCGUAAGUUGCAAUCAAUCGUAGGCUCAGACCUGUUUACCCUCAAACUCUUAAAAUCGUACAAUAUCAUCACAAAAUCAAUCAAUACAUUAUCUUAAAAGUAAAAUAAACAUCAGACAUCAGGAUAUAUAAUGUAUACACCUCAAAAUCGUACACUGUACGCCAAAAUCGUACCAGUAAACAGGUCUGUAGGCUGGUGUUAAAAUAAUCGAGUCAUUGAUUAUGUGUAUAGAUUAUCCAAUGCCAAUGAUGUUUUGAGCCCCCCUUUUUUUUCUUCUUCCAGAGUCCAGAGCAAUUCUAACACACCAGUAAGUGUGGUGUAGAUCUCUCAGAAUCUGAGAAUCUCUGAUUCUUGUCUUUUUAAGACUUAAGAUGUUGUAGAGCAUAGCCAGUCAGUGGGUUGUCAAAUUUAGCUUAGGUGAUAGGUCGAAGUCAAGUGUAAUUCUACUGUUUAAUAGUGGUCCAUAGGCAGGCCUUCUCAUUAUUUAUAUUCAUAUGCCAUGAUCUCAAACUCAAUGAGAUGGUAAAAGUAUAAAUUGCCAUAAUCAAUAAUCAGCAAAUGAAAAGUCAUGUCAAAUAAAUACCAUUUUUCAUUUUCAUCACAAUGAGCAUCACAUGGAUUCGUUGGGAUUUAAUUAGCCUUAAUUAAAUUAAACUUAAUGAAAUAUUUUGAAAUAAGGAUAAGGUAGGUCUUAUAAGAAAAAAAAAAAGAAGAAAAAAAAUCCUAUACCUACCAAAUUUGGCUGUUCUCUUCUGACUUUAUGGGGGUUGUUGUAUUUUAACCCCACCUCCCCCCAUUAUUGUCAUACUGCCCUUAUACUUAUUGGGCUAACGUUUAAAUUCCCCCAAAUAUUUAUCCACAGUUGGGAAUGACCACUGAAGAAUUAGAACCUGUUACCUCUUAGUGAUCGUCAAAAUCAGAACAAGAGUCGAAAUAUUGAUAAUUGAAACUCUUUUAAACAUUAUUAGCAAUAAACUCAAAGCUCUCCACAUUUCAUUUAAAGCUAUUUAAUUCAGAAUCAAUAAAAAUUUUGUACAAAGAAAAGGUUUAUUAGAGGUUUACCUUUCGGUCUCAGUAAGGAAGUAAAAUAUAUGUUUAAAAGCCCUGAGUUUGAAGCCCGCUAAUUUUUGUAAUAUGGUUCCCUUCCGGGUAGUUAAAAGGUCAUAAAUGCAGCUAGUAGUUGUGACUGUCGUGCACAGGUAACUCAACUGUUUUGAAUAUAUUGACAGCGUGGUUCCUGGCCGUCCAGAUCAUGAUCACCCUGGGUCUGAUGCUGCAGUUUAUCACGGUUGUCAUGAACAUCAUGUACUAUGUGCGUUGUCUUCCUAAGGAGAAGGAGAGAAAACAUGUCUACACCACAGCCAUUAUGAUGUUUGUGUCAUGUGAGUUGAUGUGAUUCAUGUUGUUUACUUGUGUAACUUAUAAAGCCGUGUUUUGUGCACACUUGUAAAUUUUCAUGUUCAAGUGUAUCGUAUAAAAACUUUGAACCUUACAGUGUACACAUGGUUAAAAAACAAAGAUUUUUUCUAAUCUCAUCUAAUAGUAAUGUUCAAUGUUAUGUAUGUUAAUGUUGAAAGGAGUAGCUGUUUAAUUCAUUAUUUUCCUUCAUUGUUGCUUUCAUCCCAGUCCUGCUGAUUGGGGUCUCCGUGACAAUAUUUGGUAUCAAAGCCGACAUUGACAGACAGUGGCUGCCCAACCCGGACUCUAACUUCCUCUCAUGGUCAUUUGGAUUCGCCGUUUUGUCUGGUUUCUUUUCCAUUUUUGCCGCCAUGUGCCUGACCACAGAUUACCAGCGGAUCAAGGAGGAGGAGGAAAAGGCCAACAGGGGUCCGGCAUACAGCGUCAAGUCCAAUCCAAGAUUUUAAUCGCUUAAAAUACAGGAUGUCUGAGUGCAAGAAUGUUGAUGAAAUUGAUUUAGUGUGUGUGCCUGUCAUGUGUGGUGUUUUGAGAGUGAGUGUGGUGUUUAUAGACUCAUUGAAUAUAUGUAAAUGCUCUGCUUUUUGUGUGUGUGUGUACAAGUCUGCGACCUUAAAACAAUGAUAUUGACAGAUAAAGGUAUUUUUCUGUGUGGUAUCCUGAGCAUUAAAAAAAAUUAAAUGAGCGUAUGUUGUGAGUGGCUGGUUUUUUAUUACCAGGUUUAAAAUACAAUCUCACUAUAUUUUGUUAAAAGAUUGUUUACUGUAAAGAAUUUUUUAUCAUAUGAUCUUGUAAAUAGGAUGCAAUGUACCUUAAACAUUUUUUUUUUUCAUUCCAUUUUCUGUAUAUAAAAUAUAAGAUAUAAGCCUUGACCCUGUUGAGUUUCUGGUUUUUUGCAGUAAUAGAGAACAAUGAAUUAAUUUUUGAAGGAAUAUUUAUUUAAUUUAGUGAUCUUAGUAAAUGUUACAUUGCUGUGUUGUGUUAUCAAGUAGAUGUUCAAGAUUCCCACAGUGAGCCUUACCAAAUCAUAGGACAGUGUUGAACAGAGGGGGAUAAUUCAAAGAUUGUUACUCUUUGUUAUGGUACUAACAAAAUAUUCUGGAAUUGCAUAUAAAUAUUUUUAAAAAAAAUUGUUUAUCCUCCGUUGAAAGAAUGAAAUAAUUUAUUUCUCUAUAACACAGUAAGCGUUCAUUCAAAAUAAUUUAUUUCUCUAUAACACAGUAAGCGUUCAUUCAGGUUUUAAAAUACCUUUCUACACUUUUCAAGUAAUAAUAAUAAACAUUCCAAGCCAUUUUUUUAAUAUAAAUAAAGUUAAAUACUUCAAUUUUAGUCUUGUUUUCAGUUUGUAAAAUUCUUUUUUGUGUAUCUUACCUAAUCCAUUGAGUUCAUGUUAGUAAUUAUAUUGUUUGGACUUGAUAUGGAUAAAUCUGUAGAUCAUAUGGUUUCAGUUGUCAUUUCAAGGUGAUUGCAACAGAUUCCUCAAAGUUAUUUAAACCCUGGUUACCGGUAGUUUGGUUAUGGAUGAGUAAAAAAUGCUAUUCAUCUGCUCAUUGCAUUAACAGUAACAGUGCAUGGGUGGGUAAAAGUAAGAUGAGUUUUAUGAGAUAAAAAAUAUUUUCCAAGACCU